AUGACAAUCAACCACAUCUUCAUCCGCGUCACGGCCUCGCGCUUCGCCGCCGUCCGACACUUCUACGCCAACGCACUCAAGCCUCUGGGCUACCGCGAACUAAUCACCGUGGACCCCAAUGGCUACGUGGGCAUCGGCUCGGACUAUCCGUAUCUCUUCCUCAAGGCCCUGCCUGAGGGUCAGCAGAGCCUGCCCACACAUAUCGCUUUUGACGCCUCGGAGAACGCAGAAGUAGACGCCUUCUACGCAUCAGGGAUUGCAGCAGGUGGCGAAGACAACGGCAAACCUCGCAUUCACAACGAAAUGAGCGUGCAGCCUUACUAUUCCGGCUUCGUGCUCGACCCAGACGGGAACAACGUCGAAGCCGUCUCUCUCCCAUCCCGGCAGGGCAGAUAG
Molecule: messenger RNA, 396 nt
Organism: Cyphellophora europaea CBS 101466
Lineage: Eukaryota; Fungi; Ascomycota; Eurotiomycetes; Chaetothyriales; Cyphellophoraceae
Exons: 4
Coding region: 1-396 (131 amino acids)
Source: RefSeq, a predicted model, not a curated record